This is a messenger RNA of Austrofundulus limnaeus, 1320 nucleotides long. It is a transcript of the gene zcchc17, whose product is annotated as zinc finger, CCHC domain containing 17. Lineage: Eukaryota; Metazoa; Chordata; Actinopteri; Cyprinodontiformes; Rivulidae. Gene Ontology annotation, biological process: RNA stabilization. The coding region runs from base 98 to 832 and encodes 244 amino acids. Gene Ontology annotation, molecular function: zinc ion binding; RNA binding. The record is from RefSeq and is a predicted model, not a curated record. The transcript has 7 exons.
GUUGCUUUUUUUUUUACUGUGUUAAUUGAACCGGAUGUAAACAACCGGAGCUCAGCCACUACAAAAGCAGACACUCUGACAUACACCUGUGGAGACCAUGUCCAGUCGCGACGGGUCGAGUCGAGAACCAGCAGGACUGGACGGUCUGCCACCGCUGUACAGCAUCGCCAAGGGAGAGGUAGUUUCUGUGCAAACUUAUGGAGCCUUUGUCCGAUUGCCUGGUUACAGGAAGGAAGGUUUGGUCCAUGUGAGCGAGAUGUCCGCCUCCAGGGUCGAAAGCGCCUCUGAGAUCGUGGAUGUCGGGGAACAAGUGUGGAUCAAAGUGAUCGGACGAGAUAUUCAGGGAGACAAGGUGAAGCUGUCGUUCUCAAUGAAAGCUGUCAAUCAGGGGACGGGGCGGGACCUGGACCCUAACAACGUUCAGGCAGAGCAGGAUGCAAGGAGAAGAAGAAAUUUUAGAGAUCAAGGCAGCAACAGAAUCACUCUGGAAGCCGUUCUCAACACGACGUGUUCAAAGUGCGGCUGCAAAGGCCACUUUACAAAGGACUGCUUCUCGGCUCCGGGCUCGCAGUACGCUCUGGUUCCUGAAGAGGAUGAUGAAGAGUCACAGCAGACCUCCUCAGCAGCCCAGCCUCAGGAUGCUGACAAAAAGAAGAAAAAGAAGGAGAAGAAAAUGAAGAAGAAGAAGAAGAGGGAACGGAAGGAGUCGGGCAGCGAUAGCGGCAGCAGCGGGUGCAAAUCCAAGAAGCGACGCCGCAGCAGCAGCAGCGUGGAAAGGCACGACAAAAAGAAGAAGAAGCACAAAAAGGAGAAAUUACACAAACGCAGUUGAGGCAGGCGCAACACCAAGCACACACUGGAUUAAACGGCGAAACACAUCUUUGUUCAUUACUAUCCAUAAUAGCUCAGAGAAACUUUAAACUGGUUAGUUUCUUACAUUUAUUGAGCAAAUAAGAAAAUAAUUUCUGGUGAAAAUCUUGUAAAAUAAACCAAAAGAAAAGGUCAUGUGACCUGCUGCGCUUGUCCUAUAGUACCCCCCCUGACUUCCUGACAGUGACAGGACGCAACACUUCCUUUGUAAUCAAAUAUAUGCGAGUUAUAUGGCAGCAGGACCCCUUUUGAAUGCACACACAGCUCGGCGCUAUCAGGUUUCUGUGAAGCAGACAGCAGGUGGUAAAACGCCUGAACCACACACACACACACAAUGUGCAUUUAUGUCUUUUAUGUGCAUGUUUCUGUGUGUCUGACCCCAGCUCAUUGUUCUGAAUGUUAACGUCUAACUUCAUUAAAGCUGGUUUUAUCAGUAAAGCUAACAGAACA